GCUACUGCUACCUGUACCUCGCGUAGCCCAGUUCACCGUCCACCUCACUUGGAGCGGGGGAUGGCUGCUUGUGUAGAUCAAUGACUGCAAGCGUCCAUUCGAGUUGGCAGCAAGCGUCGUAAGAGAUUGGGCCAGCAUCAAUUCAGUGGGUAGGAAAGCUGCAUUGCAGCACUCUCUGCCACCUGCAACCAAAACAGUAACAUGGCAGCAUGGACAGGAAGAACAAGGAGGGAAAAAAGGUGGACGAGCCGUGGGUGCGUAGCAUUCAGUUGACACUGUGCCAUCUCCGCUGUACAAUGCAUCUGUGCAUUGCAUUCCCCAUCGAUGGUUGAUAUUGAUGGCCACCGCAAACCAAUAGCAAGGCCAGCCUUGAGGAGUAAUGCAGGAGGUGGAUGGUGAUGGCUGCUGCUACGUGACUGGUCGAGUGGUAUGCAGACCCAAGUCCACACCCUGGCACGGCGCUGCAGUGCUCUGCCAGCACAGUAUGAAUCGCCACGUCGGGAGUGCUUGUUUGUGUUGUGUGCAGACGCUGCCGGUCAGACAGUAGGAUUCAGGAGUGUGAGGUUUCCGGAUCAACCUGUGCCAGCGUUUGUCUGGCCAAAUGAGAGCGGGAAACACAGCAAGAGUCGGCCAAUGGCAAUUCUGAGGAAUGCAAUGCAGCUGCUAAUAAUACUUAGGCGCCAUGUGGUCGACAACUCGGCCGGCGUUGGCAUCACGAUGUCCCUCUGCGCUGGCGGUCUAGUGGACGUGGACGCCGUUGGAUGAAGGCAAGCCGAGCCAAAGGGGGAUAAGCAUCGACACUGUGGUUUGGGCGGAAGCGAGCGAGCGUGGCCAGAGUCCGCUGGAGUGUGCAUUGCAUUGCACUGUACU
Molecule: messenger RNA, 870 nt
Organism: Trichoderma harzianum CBS 226.95
Lineage: Eukaryota; Fungi; Ascomycota; Sordariomycetes; Hypocreales; Hypocreaceae
Exons: 1
Coding region: 430-765 (111 amino acids)
Source: RefSeq, a predicted model, not a curated record